AUGUUGGAUGUAUUCAGCGCUACGCCUUUCUUGGGGCUUGUUGUUGUAGUGGCUGCGUUGUGGCUGUUGACACGGCGCUACCCUGGACUACCCCCAGGCCCACCUCUCCUCCCGUUUGUGGGGAACGCCCUGUCCAAUGGCUCAGAUCCAAAACUCACCUUUAGGAAUCUUCGCAGUAGGUAUGGUGACAUAUUCAGUGUGUAUCUCUUCAACAAGCCUGUUAUCGUCCUCAACGGCUUCACCGUUCUCAAAGAUGCACUUGUCAAGAACGCUGACGUCUUCUCCGACAGACCAUAUACCUUACUGAACGACUUCAUAUCAAGAGGGAAAGGGAUAAUCGGAACAUCCGGAGAUGUGUGGCGAGAACAAAGGAGAUUUACGCUCAACACAUUGCGAGAUUUUGGAAUGGGAAAAAAUAUUAUGGAGGACAAAAUCAACGAGGAAAUAUCUCAAUUUCUCGCAGCUAUUGAUGAAAAAAUGGGACAAGGGUUUGACUGUUCGCGUUUAGUGCACAACGCUGUAUCUAAUGUCAUAUGUUCCACUGUGUUCGGCAAACGGUUUGAGUAUACCGAUUCUCUGUUUGUCAAGUUUCUCAAAGCACUGGAAGAGAAUCUGGUUCUUCUCGGAGGUUCCAGCGUGGUAAACGCCUUACCUCUUGUGAGAUUUUUACCUGGAGAUCCAUUUAAGUUUAAAAAAAUCGUCAACAAUGCCUCUCUAGUCGAGACCCUCCUCACACAGCCCAGUAUGAAGGAACACCUCAAAACACACGACGACAACGACGUGGAGGACUUCCUCGGUGCAUACAUUAAAGAAAUGCGACAUCGCCAACAACAAAACGAAGACACAAGCAUGGACUUCGAAAAUCUAAACAGGGUAAUUGCAAACCUGUUCGUUGCCGGAACAGAGACAACGGCCACCUCAAUACGCUGGGCGCUGGUCUACUUCCUGAACUACCCGGAUGUACAAGAGAAAUGCUUCCAGGAGAUUCUGGAAAACGUUGGUCAGAGUAGACGACCAUCCAUGAAGGACAAGACGAACCUUCCUUACGUGGAGGCCACCAUUACUGAAGUUUUGCGACACUCGAACAUUGUUCCCGCAAACCUCCCUCACACUGUUCCCCAUGAUGUCCAGUUCAGAGGGUAUACGUUCCCUAAAGGCAUCCUGGUCAUACCUAACCUGGAUUCCGUCCUGAGGGACAACGACGUUUGGGGGGACGCCGACAACUUCAGACCGGAACGUUUCCUGAACGACGAAGGGAAGUUCCAAAAGAAAGAAGAGUUCAUUGCCUUUUCUCUUGGCCGACGAGUUUGCCUCGGCGAAGCGAUGGCCCGAAUGGAACUGUUUCUCUUCCUCACCACAAUGAUCCAGAGGUUCCAGUUCGUGUCGGUGAAUGGACAGAAACCGUCCAUGGACGGGCACCUGGGUCUCAUUCACAACCCUAAACCUUUCGCAGUGAGAGCUGUUCCCAGGGAAUAAGAUUGGAUUUAAAUGAUACGGACAGUGCCAUCAGAGUACCUGUAAAGUAUUGGCCCUUUUCCCUGCAGAGUGACGAUAACCCCAUAAUGCCACUCGCGACUGUGAUUAUAUACUCGAAAGUGCAAGUGUUCCUUUAAUCAUUUCCCGGAAUUUCAUUCACAAUGCAAUAGAAAGCAUAUGAAGAAACCCAGAAAAGAGUACAGUAACAUGUGUUCUGUGUUCCCGUAUUCGUUUCCAUGAGUAUAUAUACCAGUGUGAUGAGAUUCAAGGAGUCGUCGUGGCUCAUGGCCAGGAUUUCCAAAUGGUUAUUGUCAAAUGAUGCAUGUGUCCCUGAACAUUUCCUGUAAGAUGUACCAGCUGGUCCUUCUCCAUAGGUGACCGAGAGGUUCAUCGUGUUUGGAAAUGUUUAAAUACCAAUACAAAUAAUUUGUAAUAAGUUUGAUUUUUUUUAUCCAUUACAUAUCUCUCUAGUGAGGGUCGUUAUAAAGUAUACACAUAUUCAUAUAUAAUAAAAGUAAAGUGGUUUGCAGUUUGUCUUUUCAGGGUAGGAUUACCCACGCAUUUGACAAUCACCAUUACAUACCCUCUGUACGAUCGUAUAUGUGAAUGUCCCAAACGGAAAGUUUCAUUUCUGAAGUUAAUCACACUUUU
Messenger RNA from Haliotis rubra (blacklip abalone), 2127 nucleotides. Its product is annotated as cytochrome P450 2U1-like. Gene Ontology annotation, biological process: xenobiotic metabolic process. Gene Ontology annotation, cellular component: cytoplasm; intracellular membrane-bounded organelle. Gene Ontology annotation, molecular function: heme binding; iron ion binding; oxidoreductase activity, acting on paired donors, with incorporation or reduction of molecular oxygen, reduced flavin or flavoprotein as one donor, and incorporation of one atom of oxygen. The record is from RefSeq and is a predicted model, not a curated record. Lineage: Eukaryota; Metazoa; Mollusca; Gastropoda; Lepetellida; Haliotidae.